Molecule: messenger RNA, 222 nt
Organism: Anisakis simplex (herring worm)
Lineage: Eukaryota; Metazoa; Nematoda; Chromadorea; Rhabditida; Anisakidae
Source: the annotation of a GenBank genome assembly
AUGGUUCGGACAAUUCACGAGCAGUGUUCAUUCGUGCUGGCGAAUUGCGAAGCGUUCAGCGGUAAUGCAGUUUCCUUCGAUGGUGCGAAGAUUCGUUUUGCAAAAAUCGUUUUGCUGCUACCAACACUGUCGUUAAUACCUGUCGAUGCUGUUAUUCGCUCGUUCUUUGCCUCUGAUCCCGCCGAACAAAUCAAGCAAGCAUAUCAAAUCAAUGCUUCGUGA